This is a messenger RNA of Lucilia sericata (common green bottle fly), 4109 nucleotides long. RefSeq names its product guanine nucleotide-binding protein subunit beta-1 (gene Gbeta13F). The record is from RefSeq and is a predicted model, not a curated record. NCBI's taxonomy places the organism in Eukaryota, Metazoa, Arthropoda, Insecta, Diptera, Calliphoridae. Gene Ontology annotation, biological process: G protein-coupled receptor signaling pathway. Gene Ontology annotation, molecular function: protein binding; signaling receptor complex adaptor activity. Gene Ontology annotation, cellular component: heterotrimeric G-protein complex; cytoplasm. The coding region runs from base 703 to 1725 and encodes 340 amino acids. The transcript is spliced from 3 exons.
AUAGGUGUUGGCCAAUCUGUCAAACAAAAAGUUUCGCUGUACGUCCGCGGUGUGUGUGUAAUAGAAGAAUUUGUUAGCAAAAAUAUUUUUUAGCUUGUAAUAAACAAUAGUUUACAAUAAAAAUUAACAAAUAACAUAAUAAUAGUGUAACAAAUAAAAACAAUUAGCAUAAUUUGCACAAAACGUAAGUGUGAAAAGUGUCAGAAUAAUCCCAAGAAAAAGGCAAAGUAAAGAAAGAGCACAAAAAUACAAGUGUUGGAUAAAGUGAAGAGGACGUCAAACGACGACUACGACGAACGAAGCAAAAAAAGGGAGAAUCAUUUAUACAGCAAGCAGCAGUUUUUAUUUUUUCAACAGGAGAAGAAAAUCGAAACGAAAAAAAGAGGAGAACUCCCAGGCAAUUAUAAAAAAAAGAAAAUUUAUCAUCAUUGGACUUGUGAAAAAGGCACAAUUUUGGAUGGAAAUUAAAACUUAACUACACGGCUACAAGUGAAAUAUAACAAUUUUAGAUAUAGAGAUUUUCACCAUCAUCAUAUAAAAAAAAACUGAAGAACAGCAGUAGUAGUAGUAAAAAAUUGGAAAAACAAAAAAUAAAAAAAUACAGCAACAGCCACUCUUUUUUUUAUACAAAAAAAUCAUUAAAAAUAAUAAUUCUAUAAUAUAAAACCCCCCAAAAACUAUUUGUAAAAAAUCGACACAAACAUGAAUGAGUUGGAUAGUUUGAGACAAGAAGCCGAGACCCUUAAGAAUGCCAUACGUGAUGCCCGUAAAGCGGCUUGCGACACAAGUCUGGUUCAGGCGGCCUCGUCAUUGGAACCCAUCGGUCGUAUACAGAUGCGCACGAGACGUACACUUAGAGGCCAUUUGGCGAAAAUCUACGCCAUGCACUGGGGCAACGAUUCUCGGAAUUUAGUAUCAGCUUCUCAGGACGGCAAACUGAUUGUUUGGGAUUCGCACACCACCAACAAGGUCCAUGCCAUACCACUGCGUUCGUCGUGGGUGAUGACGUGCGCGUAUGCGCCCUCCGGCAGUUACGUCGCCUGCGGCGGUCUUGACAACAUGUGUUCAAUUUACAACCUGAAAACGCGCGAGGGCAAUGUACGAGUCUCUCGUGAACUGCCCGGUCAUGGUGGCUAUUUGUCAUGCUGCCGUUUUCUGGACGACAAUCAAAUCGUCACCAGUUCCGGCGACAUGACAUGCGGCUUGUGGGACAUUGAAACCGGCCAACAGGUAACAUCAUUUCUGGGACAUACCGGCGAUGUAAUGGCUCUAUCGCUGGCGCCCGGCUGCCACACAUUCGUGUCGGGCGCCUGCGAUGCAUCCGCAAAACUGUGGGACAUACGAGAAGGUGUCUGCAAACAGACCUUCCCCGGCCACGAGUCCGACAUCAACGCCGUGACAUUCUUCCCCAACGGUCAGGCGUUUGCCACCGGCUCUGACGAUGCUACUUGUCGUCUAUUCGACAUUCGCGCCGAUCAAGAGCUCGCCAUGUAUUCGCACGACAAUAUCAUCUGCGGCAUUACAUCGGUGGCAUUUUCAAAGAGUGGUCGUUUGCUGUUAGCUGGUUACGAUGACUUCAACUGCAAUGUUUGGGACACAAUGAAGGCCGAACGUUCGGGCAUACUCGCAGGUCAUGAUAAUCGCGUUUCUUGUCUGGGUGUCACCGAGAAUGGUAUGGCAGUAGCAACGGGUUCAUGGGAUUCGUUCUUGCGUGUAUGGAACUAAAUACCAACUUAAAAUUUAAGUAUAAUACAGCAACAACAACCACACAUACACACAACAACAAAAACAAAAGCCUACAACAAAAUGAAAAAGAAAACUAUUUACUACUAUACUACAUUAUAGUUUAAACAAACAAAUAAAUAAAUGCCGUGGUCACUCUACAACACAACUACAACAACAAACAGCAACAAAAAAAAGUCAGGUUUGAGGAUUUUUUCUGUCAAAAGGGACAUGCAACCAACCAACCAAACAAACAACAACAAUAUAUUAUAUUAUAUAUAUGUAUUUGUAUUUCUAUAUAUAAAACAUAGAUUCUUAUUUUUUAUUUUUUAAUAUAAACAACACUAGUCUUUAAGUUUUGAGUAUUUCUUGUAACCAAACAAAUCUAAUAAGCUUAAAACAACAACAUCAACAACAACUUUACUUCUUUUUCUUAAAAACCAAAAAAGAAAAUUUAUAUAAAAAAGAAGAAAAUAAUAUUUUUUUCCUAAUUUUUUAUAAUGGAAAUUUUUACGUACAAUUUUUGCACAAAUCUUAUUAAAAUAUAUAUAAAAAAAACAAACUGUAAACUUAUAACUUAUUAAGAAAUACUCAAUAUCUUGUUUUAUUAUAAAAAAUCAAAAAUUAGAUGAUUGUUUACUGUUUUUUAUUUUUUUUUAGUUUUUUUAACAUUUAUUUUUUUCUCACUUAAUGUGUAAGCUUGAAAAUUUAAACAAAAAAAUGUAAUAAGAAGAAAUUACAUUAUAAGUUUUUUUUUCCUUUGUUUGUUUUUAUGGACCACCAGCCACAACAACAACAUACACACACACAGUAUUUCCUAACUACUACAUACAUAUAUUUACAUAUUUAAACACUACUAUUUAAAAAUAAAAAAAAAAAAAAACAAAAAAAAAAUUUUUUUUUGUAGUUUGCUAGUUUGUGGUAUUUUGGAGGAGUGUCCUGUCGAAGAGAAGUUAAAGUAAGGGGAACUUUUAGAAGAGUCUUUGGUUCCUUACCAACUGUUAGACAAUCCUGUUAACUUUUUUUAAAAGAAAUUUAUAACUUUCAGAUUUCAUUAAGACAAAGUAGAAAUUUUUGUAAAAAAUGUAAACAAACAUGAAGUUAGAUAGUUUGAGACAAUAAGCUUAAACUCUUAUGUAUGAUAUAUGUAAUGCCCAUAAAGUGGUAUCGUUAAUGGAACUAUUCUUUCCUAGACAGAUGAGCACGAGACGUAUAUUUAGAAGCCAUUUGGGAAAUACUUAUGCGCUGCAGUGGGGCAAUAAUUCACGGCUGGCAAACUUCUUGUUUGUAAUAAAAAAACGACUUUAGGUACGCCAAUAACUUCUAUCUAAAGCCACUACUUUAGUUCCAUUUUCUUAUUCAAAAAGUAAAAUUUUUUCUAACGAAAUUUUAAAUACUAAUGCUAUUAACAGGAUUUUCAAUCAUUGGUAAGGAAUUGAAAAUCAUUAAUUUUUCCUAAAUUAACUCGUUUUUAUCUAAUCAGUGUUUAACAUAUGUGGAUUAUUCCUACAAAAUAGAAAUCUAUAGGCAACUCUUGUUGUAUAUUCUUCACUUCUCGAUAAGUUUUAAAAGUCGAGCAAAGUAAUAAAUUUAUUUUAACAAAAUCCGCAAGACUUUUUGAAAGAAGAAAACUUUUGAAAUAUAACGUAUUUAGAGUACAAGUUUAAAUAUUUCUAAUUUCAUUUUUAAAUACUAAGAAAUUACUUUGCAGUACUAUUUGCUCUAUAUGUAUAAGUAAACUCUCCAAAAUGUUCUAAUCAAAUCGAAACUUUUGGAAUUUACCACUUAUUUCAAAUAUGCGAUUUCGAUUGAAAAGGCCAUUGCACAAAAACGACAAUAUUUUUAGCAUAAAAGUUCUUUUUACGCACAAAUUUAAAAAAAAAUUUACUUUUUUUCUAAAAGAAAAUAUUCAUAAAGUAAACUAAGUAAAAUAAAAAGUUAAAACUUCGGCCCGUGUAUUGCAGAAGACUACUUUUUAUUAAAGAAAAAGAUUUUGAACUUGUACUAGAAGAAACUUUAAGGACAACUAGCUUAUAAUUUUGAAAAUUUUACAUCGAUAAGGAGUUUUUAAUAGAUCAAAGUGUUUAAACUUGUAUAGAAGAUGACGAAAACUAUCAAAUUUUUCUAGGUUUAAUAUUUUAAAACAUUUUUAAUUAAACUAUAAGUAAGGAUUUACUUGUGCUUGAUAGGCUGGUGGUUAAAGUUUAUGAAAAACAACAAAAAAAAAACUUAUUAACAAAAAUCUCAAAAAAAAAAAAAUUUUCUUACUAUGCUUUUUCUUUGCUUAAACCAAAAAAAAAUAAAUAAAUAUGAGAAAACUACUUUAUUGUACGUUUUGAAACAAAAACAAAAUCCCAAUAAAUUAUUUAAAAAUAGCUUAAAACAAA